AUGUCCUUCUCCAAUGCAACUUUUGGCCCCCCAGAUUUCUUCCUAACAGGCUUCCCUGGGCUGGAAAAAUCCCACAUCUGGAUCUCCAUCCCCAUCUGUUCCAUGUACUUUGUGUCCAUCGCUGGGAACUGCACCAUCCUCUUCAUGAUCUGGACAGACCAAACCCUCCACGAGCCCAUGUACUAUUUCCUCUGCAUGCUGGCCCUCUCAGACCUGGGCUUGUCUUCGGCCACUUUGCCCACCAUGCUGAGCGUCCUCUGGUUCAACCACCGCUGGAUCCACUUUGAUGCCUGCCUGGCCCAGAUGUACUUCAUCCACACCUUCUCCAUCACUGAGUCAGGCAUUCUGCUGGCCAUGGCCUUUGACCGCUUGGUGGCCAUCCGGAACCCCCUGAGAUACACAUCGAUCUUGACCAAUGAAGCCGUCAUCAAGAUUGGGCUGGGGGCUUUCCUCCGAGCUGCCUUCCUUGUCUUCCCCGCUUCCUUCCUUUUGAAGAGAAUGCGGUACCAAAAAGAGAACAUCUUGUUGUAUUCCUUCUGCCUUCACCAAGAUAUCAUGAAAGCUUCCAGCUCAGACAGGAGAAUCAGCAGCAUCUACGGCUUGCUGGUGAUGCUCUCCUCCACCGCGGUGGAUUCUCUGUUGCUGGUCCUGUCGUAUAUCAUGAUCCUGAAAACCGUCCUGGGUGUUGCUUCCAAGGAAGAACGCUUCAAGGCCCUCAACACCUGCAUCUCCCACAUCUGUGCCAUCCUUUCCUUCUACAUCCCCAUGCUUGGCCUCACCAUGAUCCACCGAUACGGCAGGAGUGCUCCCCACAUCGCUUACAUCCUCCUGGCCAACAUCUACCUGCUGCUGCCACCUCUAAUGAACCCAAUCGUGUAUAGCAUGAAGACGAAGCAGAUCCGGGCACGGAUCAUUGGAAAGUUCCGGAAGAUGGUCAGAGCUUCAGAGUGA
Messenger RNA from Heteronotia binoei (common prickly gecko), 951 nucleotides. RefSeq names its product olfactory receptor 51G2-like. Gene Ontology annotation, biological process: G protein-coupled receptor signaling pathway. Gene Ontology annotation, molecular function: G protein-coupled receptor activity; olfactory receptor activity. Bases 1 to 951 code for a protein of 316 amino acids. The transcript has a single exon. Gene Ontology annotation, cellular component: membrane. The record is from RefSeq and is a predicted model, not a curated record. NCBI's taxonomy places the organism in Eukaryota, Metazoa, Chordata, Lepidosauria, Squamata, Gekkonidae.